GCUGGAGCUGACGCAAUCCUCCAAGAAGACCGAGCGUGUCGUCAGCUUCACCAGCUAUUAAAGACAAACAGACUUUUCUCUGUAACUAACCAAGGCGCCAAGAAACAAGGGACACUCGUAUCUUCCGAGUUUUUAUAAAGAUCACCCAGCUAAUUAUCUGGAGAGAGCCUGUGUUUCGCAGACAAAACGAAGCAGAGCAAGUGAGGCGCUCCGUCAUUCAUUCCAAUCCGGGUAACUGUGAAGAUGCCUUUUAUCAGAGCAUUCAGCAAGGUGGCUAAGCAAGCCCUCCUGAGCCCAGGAUGUGGCUGUCAGCCUAUCACAGUGGCCGUACGGACCAUCAGCUUCUCACCUCGCCAGGUCACCUCAGACGCCAGUUUCCACUCCGUGUCCUUCUCCGAGACGGACCACCCCAAGGUGCUCAUCACAGGUGGCCUUGGACAGUUGGGUGUAGGGCUGGCUACAAUGUUGAGGAAGCGGUUCGGAAACAACAACGUGAUCCUGUCGGACAUCAGGAAGCCUCCAAGUCACAUCUUUCACAGCGGUGGGCCGUCUGCUGCUCCCCCAAGGUCGUCUCCGUCCCCCAAGGUGGGCCGUCUGUUGACCCCCAAGGUGUCGUCGUCCCCCAAGGUGGGCCGUCUGUUGACCCCCAAGAGACCCAGAACCAUCUGUCCUCCCACAGAGCUCAUGGGAGAGUACUACCACCACCGCUACGGCCUUGACUUCCGCUGUCUGCGCUACCCAGGCAUCAUCUCUGCUGACUCGCAGCCUGGAGGAGGAACGACAGACUACGCGGUAGCCAUCUUUCACGACGCCGUAAAGACGGGGAAGUUUGAGUGCAACCUGAAGCCAGACACGCGGCUGCCCAUGAUGUACAUCGACGACUGUCUGCGUGCCACCGUGGAGAUGAUGGAAGCGCCCGCAGACACCCUCUCCAUGAGGACCUAUAACAUCAACGCCAUGAGCUUUACCCCUGAAGAGCUGGCUCAGGAGGUCCAGAAGCAGCUGCCGGACCUGGAGGUCACCUACGACAUCGACCAAGUCAGACAGGCCAUCGCCGACAGCUGGCCAAUGAACUUUGACGACUCUAACGCACGGAACGACUGGGGCUGGAAACACGACCACGACCUCCCGGAGCUCGUCCAGACCAUGCUCAACUACAUCGGCUCAGACUCGCGCAUCGCAAAGGCUAACUGAGGGGGCCAGAGGUGGCGUGAUGCUGGGUGGCGUGAUGCUGGGUGGCGUGAUGCUGGGUGGCGUGAUGCUGGGUGGGGUGAUGGAGCAGUGUUUCUUUGUACAUACUGUAAAGACUGUUGUUUUAUAGGAGGGAGACACGUGGUGUGUAAAUAGUCGUUUUGUCAUUUGGAAGGGCUCUCAAUCUGUCUGUGUGUCUCGGUGUCUGUCUGUGUGUCUCGGUGUCUGUCUGUGUGUCUCGGUGUCUGUCUGUCUGUGUGUCUCGGUGUCUGUCUGUCUGUGUGUCUCGGUGUCUGUCUGUGUGUCUCGGUGUCUGUCUGUGUGUCUCGGUGUCUGUCUGUCUGUGUGUCUCGGUGUCUGUCUGUCUGUGUGUCUCGGUGUCUGUCUGUCUGUGUGUCUCGGUGUCUGUCUGUCUGUGUGUCUCGGUGUGUCUCUGUGUGUCUGUGUGUCUCUGUGUCUAUCUGAACAAGUUACUAGAACGUGGUUGCGUGAGAAGUAGCGAGCCGAUUCCCCUCCUCUCCCUCCCUCCCUCCCUCUCAGGAAGGAGGAGAGGUUGGAACACAGGGUCUGAGAAAAUGUUGAGAUAAAACAUCGGAGGGGUUGACUCCGUGGGCUUGACUCCGUGGGCUUGACUCCGUGGGCUUGACUCCGUGGGCUUAAAAGAAUCCUUCUCUCUGUGGGAGAGCUGAUGUUAUAAAGUUCACCUCUGCGUAUGUAAAGCUAUUGCAAAGGGGUUCACUGUUGUAGAAGUAUUUCUCAGCCAAAAGCUGAGAAUUCAGGUUUCAAAAGGUCCUACAUUUACAGUCAUAAUCACAAUUUAGAUUGAAGAGGUUUAUUUAAUAUAAGCGGUGUUUGAUGCACUUUAGAGUAAGAGAGGAAAAUGAUUUAAAACCCUUCAAAAAACCAUCAAACAUACAUUGAGGUGUGGAGGAACACAUCGAGUACAAAGUGUUUUCUGCCCACUGAACCACGGACUGGGAACCACGGACUGGGAACCACGGACUGGGAACCACGGACUGGGAGUCAUGGUGACUCCAUGUGUUUCUGGCACUUGUAUGUGAAGUGUGUGAAUGAAUAGACCUCCGUUCCUCUGGAAUCCUUCGGUUGUAUCGCAAAUGGCACCCUAUAUGAUGGCACCCUAUUCCCUAUAUGAUGGUACCCUAUUCCCUAUAUGAUGGUACCCUAUUCCCUAUAUGAUGGUACCCUAUUCCCUAUAUGAUGGCACCCUAUUCCCUAUAUGAUGGUACCCUAUUCCCUAUAUGAUGGCACCCUAUUCCCUAUAUGAUGGUACCCUAUUCCCUAUAUGAUGGUACCCUAUUCCCUAUAUGAUGGUACCCUAUUCCCUAUAUGAUGGUACCCUAUUCCCUAUAUGAUGGUACCCUAUUCCCUAUAUGAUGGUACCCUAUUCCCUAUAUGAUGGUACCCUAUUCCCUAUAUGAUGGCACCCUAUUCCCUAUAUGAUGGUACCCUAUUCCCUAUAUGAUGGCACCCUAUUCUCUAUAUGAUGGUACCCUAUUCCCUAUAUGAUGGUACCCUAUUCCCUAUAUGAUGGUACCCUAUUCCCUAUAUGAUGGUACCCUAUUCCCUAUAUGAUGGUACCCUAUUCCCUAUAUGAUGGUACCCUAUUCCCUAUAUGAUGGUACCCUAUUCCCUAUAUGAUGGUACCCUAUUCCCUAUAUGAUGGUACCCUAUUCCCUAUAUGAUGGUACCCUAUUCCCUAUAUGAUGGUACCCUAUUCCCUAUAUGAUGGCACCCUAUUCUCUAUAUGAUGGUACCCUAUUCGCUAUAUGAUGGUACCCUAUUCCCUAUAUGAUGGUACCCUAUUCCCUAUAUGAUGGUACCCUAUUCCCUAUAUGAUGGUACCCUAUUCCCUAUAUGAUGGUACCCUAUUCCCUAUAUGAUGGUACCCUAUUCCCUAUAUGAUGGUACCCUAUUCCCUAUAUGAUGGUACCCUAUUCCCUAUAUGAUGGUACCCUAUUCCCUAUAUGAUGGUACCCUAUUCCCUAUAUGAUGGUACCCUAUUCCCUAUAUGAUGGUACCCUAUUCCCUAUAUGAUGGUACCCUAUUCCCUAUAUGAUGGUACCCUAUUCCCUAUAUGAUGGUACCCUAUUCCCUAUAUGAUGGUACCCUAUUCCCUAUAUGAUGGCACCCUAUUCCCUAUAUGAUGGUACCCUAUUCGCUAUAUGAUGGUACCCUAUUCCCUAUAUGAUGGCACCCUGUUCCCUAUAUAGUGGCACCCUAUGCCCUAUAUAGUGGCACCCUAUGCCCUAUAUAGUGGCACCCUAUGCCCUAUAUAGUGGCACCCUAUGCCCUAUAUAGUGGCACCCUAUGCCCUAUAUAGUGGCACCCUAUGCCCUAUAUAGUGGCACCCUAUUCCCUAUAUAGUGGCACCCUAUGCCCUAUAUAGUGGUACCCUAUUCCCUAUAUAGUGGCGCCCUAUUCCCUAUAUGAUGGCACCCUGUUCCCUAUAUAGUGGCACCCUAUGCCCUAUAUAGUGGCACCCUAUGCCCUAUAUAGUGGCACCCUAUGCCCUAUAUAGUGGCACCCUAUUCCCUAUAUAGUGGCACCCUAUGCCCUAUAUAGUGGCACUCUAUGCCCUAUAUAAUGGUACCCUAUAUAGUGGCACCCUAUUCCCUAUAUAGUGGUGCCCUAUUCCCUAUAUAGAUGGUACCCUAUUCCCUAUAUAGUGGUACCCUAUUCCCUAUAUGAUGGCACACUAUGCCCUAUAUAGUGGCACCCUAUUCCCUAUAUAGUGGUACCAUAUUCCCUAUAUGAUGGCACCCUAUUCCCUAUAUAGUGGCACCCUAUUCCCUAUAUGCUGGUACCCUAUAUAGUGGCACCCUAUGCCCUAUUUUCCCAUAUUCUCUAUUCCCCUAUAAUGCCAAUAGGGUCCCAUUUGGGAUGCCCAGUUUGACUGGUUAAAUAUGGACGGUUUCCUUCAGUUGGUAAUGUAGGCGUCAGGGAUGCCCGUUUUCACCCUCUAACUCUGUUCUUCAUAGGGGUGUUGUGGAUGUUAUAUAUAUAUAUAUAUGACAUUUCUGCUGGUUAUACGUUUUUCUUUUCAGAUGCUAUUGUUGUUAAUGAAUCCGAUGCUAUAAGCUUUUUCACACAGCAGUGAUCUUAGUGAUCUUAGCCCCAGGCUAAGACGGACCCUGGACUAGCUUAUCCUGUCUUCACGGUUCACACACAAGCUUUUAGUGAUGACUUGUUUAAACCUCACUGUCCGCCUGCCUGACCUCGGGGGGAUAAACUGUUUCACUUUUGAAAUGCGAUCUCGCGCCCCUGUACAGAGAAUUCUGUGCACAGACGAGACAUCAACUUUUCCGAUCCAGGCGAAAUCGUGCAACAAUAUUUUAUUGUCAUGGAUAGCCAUUAUCCAAGUACAUAUCUAAUAUGAAAACGGAGGAAAGAGCUUGAUGCCCUUCCAGCUGUAGAGUUUGUGGCUUCGGUUGGCUAAGCUAAGUGAGAAGUUAGCCAGCCGGCAAUUUUAUUAUUAUUUUUUAUUAGCCAUAGAAACCAAAAGUUUUUGCAUAGAUGACAGUAUUGUUUUUAUUUAUUUUUAUUUUUUAUUUUUGUCCUCUGAUAGAAGGAUGAAAUAGAAUAAAUGUAUUUAUUAAAAUGGCAGAACGCAUCACAAGCGUAUGUAAGUUAAGUGAAUGUGCAGUUUUUGUGAUUGGACAGUAAAGAUUCUAUGCGUUGUUCUUGACCCGUUUUGGUCACUGGCUAUUUUGGCACCGUGUUUCUGGGGCCCUGAAAAGUCGUCUCUAACCCUGCUCUGGAACAGGGCCCGGCUAGCCCUGGGCUAAGGUUGGUGUGAAUAUUCGCUUAGGCCUGGGCUAAAAUCUCCCAUAGCCCAGGCCUCACGAGGCUCUUAGCCCUGGGCUAAAAUCUCCCAUAGCCCAGGCCUGACGAGGCUCUUAGCCCUGGGCUAAAAUCUCCCAAAGCCCAGGCCUGACGAGGCUCUUAGCCCUGGGCUAAAAUCUCCCAUAGCCCAGGCCUGACGAGGCUCUUAGCCCUGGGCUAAAAUCUCCCAUAGCCCAGGCCUGACGAGGCUCUUAGCCCUGGGCUAAAAUCUCCCAUAGCCCAGGCCUGACGAGGCUCGUAGCCCCGAGUUAAGGUGCAGUGUGAAUGCAUCUUUUCUAUGUGAAAGUUGAAACAAAUGUGUUUUUUUCAAUCACAAAAUCUCCUUUUGUCAUUAAAGAUUUUUUUUCUUCUUUUCUCUCAA
Messenger RNA from Oncorhynchus keta (chum salmon), 5416 nucleotides. It is a transcript of the gene tdh, whose product is annotated as L-threonine dehydrogenase. The transcript has 10 exons. The record is from RefSeq and is a predicted model, not a curated record. Gene Ontology annotation, biological process: L-threonine catabolic process. Gene Ontology annotation, molecular function: L-threonine 3-dehydrogenase activity. The coding region runs from base 244 to 1194 and encodes 316 amino acids. Lineage: Eukaryota; Metazoa; Chordata; Actinopteri; Salmoniformes; Salmonidae.